CAAGUGGAUGUUUCCCCAACGGUUAUUCGCGGGAGAGAAGCGCCAAACUCGAAAUUGAAGAGACUAUUUUUUUUAAACCAAGGCCAUACAAAUCUAACCUUGGAAUUUGCAAUUUAGACACUACAUUUUUGGGAGUAUGAAACAAUCAUGACAGAAACACUUUUCAAUAAGCGAUUGCAAGUGCACGUCAAAUGCAAAGAUUGCGAAGAAAGGAGAGGAAAUAUCAGAGUCGGCAUUGAGCUUCAAUUAACAACUAAUCCAGUCCACAAAAGGGAUCUGCUGGUGAGACUGACAGAUGACACCGACCCUUAUUUUCUGUACAACCUUGCCAUAUCAGAAGAGGAUUUUCAAAGUUUGAAAGUUCAACAGGGCCUGUUGGUAGACUUUGCGUCCUUUCCUCAGAAGUUUAUAGACCUGCUAAACCAGUGUAUCUCGGAGCAAGACAAAGAGAAUCCAAGAUUUCUGCUCCAGUUGUCAUCUCCAUCAUCCCCAGUAUUAGACCACAGCCCUGCCAACCUCAAUGUUGUGGAGACCAACGCAUUCAAGCACCUCACUCACCUGUCUCUGAAGCUGCUACAUGGCACUGACGUGGAGAUCAAGAAGUACCUGGCAGUUUGUCUCUCCUGUGUGAAGGAGGAGAAGCAGCAGUUGGAACAGAGGCUGAAGAAGACUGAAGAUGAUCUCUCAAGGCAGCUCAGCUACACACAACAGACUCUGUCGGAGAAGAGCAGAGAGCUAGACAAGCUUCGGUCUGAGUGGACCAGCCAAACAAGCGCUCUGUCGAGCCGCCACUCUCAGGACCUCACUUCAGAGCGGGAGAACGCUUUGGAGACACAAACCAGGCUGCAGCAGCAAAACGAGCAGCUGCGCCGGGAGCUGGAGGGAGCCCACACUAAGAGCACCCAACAGCUGCAGAGCAGGCUGGCCGAGCUUGAGACCUCCAACAGGGACCUGACUGAGAAGAGAUACAAGAGCGAGUCCACCAUCCGCGACUUCAAAGCCAAACUAGUGGGACUGGAAGAGGAGUCUCAGCGAGCGAAGCAGCAGGCCCUGUCUCUUCGGAGGGAGAACGGCACCCUGGACACGGAGUGUCACGAGAAGGAGCGUCAGGUGAACCAGCUGCAGACACGUGUGGCAGUCCUGGAGCAGGAGAUGAAAGAUAAGGAGCAGCUUGUGCUCCGCACCAAGGAAGUGCUGGAAGCCACUCAGCAACAAAAGAAAUCAGUUGAAGGAAAUGCCGAAAGCAAACAACUCCAAAUGGGAAAACUGGAAGCCACAGUGAAAUCCCUGUCUGAGGAACUCAUAAAGGCCAAUGGCAUCAUCAAGAAGCUGCAGGGAGAGCUGAGGGGCCUGGUGGGGAAGAUCAAGGUGAAGAACACUGUGAUGGUGUCUCAGGAGAAGGUGCUUCAGGAGACCCAGGAGAGGCUGCACAAAGCCCAGCGAGACCUGCAGGACACUCAGCAGCAGCUCAAGCAUAGAGACGAGGAGGUGUCGAAAUUGAAGGAGCAGUUGGAGGAGACGGUUCAGAAAUUAGAUGAAAGCAGGGAGGUGCUGAAAACAAACGAGAAUGUUAUAAUGUGGCUGAACAAACAGCUGAAUGAGAACCAGUUAUCCAGGAAGCCGGAGAUCCUUGGAACGUUUGAGACUCCUUCAACUCUCUCAGCCUCAACUGGACAGAGGAUGGGCGGUGCAUCUCACAUGCUGGACAGCCGAGCGUUUCCCUCCUCGGCCGGACAGGGCUACCCCAUCACGUCCACGCUGAACUCCAAACUCCCUCUGUCCAGCCGCUCCGUCUUCUCACUACACAACCAGGGCCCUGGAGCCAAGGUCCAGUUUAACCCGAUGAGUACCAAGCCCGGCAUGUCUCCUGUGGAUGUGAGGGAUGGGAGCCCCACAGCACAGCAUCCCCCUCAGCCCUCCAACAAAGAGAAUGGCGAGCCUGCAGGGUUGGAGUCCAAGUACUUUGAGAAGCGAGACGACAGCAUUCCCCUCCGUGGUCUGUUGUCUGGCAUGCACCUCAACAAAGAUUCCAUGUCAUAAUACGUUGACAAAUUACAUUGAAACCAAAUUGAUUCAACUAAACCCAAUGUUCCAAGGCCACCACCAGCCAAGCCUGGCCUGCACCCUCUGUCGUCCGCUUACUUCCCUGGCUGAGAAGGAAUGGAGCCAAGAACUACUGUAAUGUCCACUCCACACCACUGAAUACCACUGUGACUAAGGAGAGUGAAUUGUUCGACCAACCACAGAUUCUCACAGUACCUCCGCCUAUGUUAAUGUUUUUAACCUGCUGUGUUUCCAAGUAUUUAUUAAAAAGACAACCAAUCAAUAGUAAUUAAGCCACUUGAUCGGUUUGCCAAAUAUUACAUUUGUUGGUUUGUUUAAAAAAUAACUUUGUCGUCACGUCUUACUCAUAAUUAUCAUUGACAUAAGUAAUGCUGUCAUCAUGUUGCUCUGGGUGUCUUCAUAACUUUUAAAGCUCAAUAGUACUCAAGUCCUGGUACGAAUGAUACGUUCUACCAAUGAGUGUUCCUCAAGAAAAGCUGCCGUCUGUUCUCAUGGUGCAACAAUUUGAUAAAAGAUAACCUUUCUCUGGUUAACAUGUACAUGCUAAUCGGAAGUCAUCACCAGCGUAUUGAUGAACAGAGCAUGAACCACAAAAUGAUUGCUACUGAAGUGUUUGCUGUGUAAAAACUGUACAUAUGGGUGUAUGAAACGAGUCAUUAAUGUGUGUGUAUAUCUGUAGAUUAAAGUUGUUUUCAGAAUC
Molecule: messenger RNA, 2764 nt
Organism: Oncorhynchus keta (chum salmon)
Lineage: Eukaryota; Metazoa; Chordata; Actinopteri; Salmoniformes; Salmonidae
Gene: sass6
Product: SAS-6 centriolar assembly protein
Exons: 18
Coding region: 148-2040 (630 amino acids)
Biological process (GO): centriole replication
Cellular component (GO): centrosome; centriole
Source: RefSeq, a predicted model, not a curated record